Messenger RNA from Homarus americanus (American lobster), 945 nucleotides. Its product is annotated as 4-coumarate--CoA ligase-like 5. The coding region runs from base 157 to 930 and encodes 257 amino acids. NCBI's taxonomy places the organism in Eukaryota, Metazoa, Arthropoda, Malacostraca, Decapoda, Nephropidae. The record is from RefSeq and is a predicted model, not a curated record. Gene Ontology annotation, molecular function: CoA-ligase activity. The transcript has 5 exons.
GAGACAGAGUGAGGCGCACCAUUCACCCACCAACACCGUGGCAGUCCACCCCUGUUCGGCACCCCUUCCUGACACACACAGGCAGUCAGUCUUACCUCGCUGUUACACCGUCAUCUCGCACACCAUCACUUACUCCUCUUCACAGAAAUCCAGCAGAUGAGUGGACAACAACAGCAGCAGCAGGAUGGUGGUAGCAGGAGGAGCACGGAGCCUCGUAUACUUGAGUGGGAUGGACCGGGACCUCUGCCUGCCAUCCCCAACGUUAACUACGCUGUCUUCAUGCUGGAGUCGAUGGCUGCUUACGGCGACGCUGUGGCUGUGGAGGAUGCUGACACACGUCAGCACUGGAAGUAUUCGGAGCUAUGUAGUGCUGUGCCGCGGGUGUCUGGUGGACUGGCGAAGGCAGGAGUGACACGGGGAGAGGUGGUGCUCCUUCUCAUGCCAACACACAUGGACUUCCCACUGAUAUUGUUGUCAAUACUUCACUGCGGGGCUGUCUGUGUGCCCGUAAACCCCUCCCUUAGUCCAGAGGAGCUGGUGCACGUGUUGAAUGUGAGUGAGGCGCGAUGGGCCGUGGUACACCCUGACGUGGCCCCGGCAACUGAGGCGGCCUUCUCUCUCUUCCCUCAUGGCACACUGAAGAAGAUGUGGGUCCUGGGGAACGACCCCACCAGACCCUGCAUCGCUCAACUCAUGACCCAUGACCCUGUGCCUCCCUCCACUAAGAUUGACAACGAAGAGCCAAGAAGUGCUGCACUAAACAGGGGAGAUGUACCCAAGGAGAAUGACAGACAGGCAGUCAUCAAAAUGGAGAGGACAUGUAGGGUGAAGUGGCAGACGUACGAGUUAAUGAAGCCUACUCAGAAAUUGGCUGGUGGACCUCAACAAACUUUUUUGAACCACCAAAAUGUGGGGCCACCCAAAAAAUGAUUCAUACAUAAAGUA